Molecule: messenger RNA, 1272 nt
Organism: Lodderomyces oxycetoniae
Lineage: Eukaryota; Fungi; Ascomycota; Pichiomycetes; Serinales; Debaryomycetaceae
Exons: 1
Coding region: 1-1272 (423 amino acids)
Cellular component (GO): TTT Hsp90 cochaperone complex
Source: RefSeq, a predicted model, not a curated record
AUGUUGGUUGAAGAGGUUGCAGAGGCUGCAGAGGUCAAAGGUUCGAAGGAUAUUGAGAAAGCUGUGGCAAACUUAACGAGCUUGCACCAACCAGCAGAGCGGUAUUAUCGGGAUCUUCAAACUAUAAAAUCACUUCAUUUCAUUAAUUAUGAAAUAGUUGUAGCCUUAUCAUUCCAUUCCAAUCCCAAUCUUGAUUGGUGUUCAUUAGAGAAUGCACAAUUAGUCUCUUCAAUCAUACAGGCAAAUGAUCUUCGACCGUAUUUGCUGGAAUACGUUAAUCAGGAAUUUAAGCCCAAUUUGAGGAAAAUUGAGAACCAAGUUAAGCUGGGUUUAGGACGACUGGGAUUAAGGCCGAGACUUAUUUUCCAAGAUCAAAAAUUCGACCCUGUGCCGUUGGCUCAAGCAUGGUUUUUGAUUGAAGUUACCAAGAAUAAGAAGAAUGUGAGAGGGGAAAAAAAAGACGACAAAGACCAUAAUGAUGAUGGUGACGACGCUGAAAUUAAUCUACUUGUGUUGUUACUCUUGAUUGAUUGCUUUCAAUUCGAUAUCCAAGGGAAGAUACAGGCUUGUAAAGUAUUGGCUCAGCUAAAGAUAUUGACACCAAAAUUGGUACCUCAAUUGAGAGAAUGUUUGGCAAAGUGUCUUGUACAUAUACCUCCAGUCACACCUGAGGAAUCGGAGUCUCUACCGUUGCUAACAGUUGCGCUUCCCAAUCUAUAUCGAGUCGAUGAUGAGUUUGGGACAAACUUGAACUAUAUUGAUACAAUAGCUACGAUCCUUUCCUCAUUGACCUAUGUCACCAAUUAUCCCAAAACGAUGAUAUUUCUUUUACAGCAAUUGCUGGUCUGUAUCAAUCGUAUUGGGAUCGAUGUGCUUAUUAGUGUUUCCAAGAUUUUUUAUAUUUUGAAUCAAAUCAUCACUAAUUACGCGAUGCUCGAUAAACCGGAAGUGGUUCAAACAGCUUUGAAAGUUGAAAAUGACAUAUUGCAAGUUCAAUCGCCUCUUGUUUAUACAUUUGUCUUUGAUUUGAUCAGUGCUUAUGCUGUCCUUGAAAAGAGAAUAGGAAACCACAAAAUAGAGCAAGUAAACGAGCAAAAGGAGAAAGUAAACCACAAGAUAGAGCAAGUAAACGAGCAAAAGGAGAAAGUAAACGAGCAAAUUGAGAAGGUAAAAGAGCAAAUUGAGAUUAAUUUGACUUCUUUGAAGGGAUUGGCUAAGGUGUGUGAUAAGGUAUCCGAAUUCGAGGAUCUAUGUACAUAUAUACCAAGUUAA